Molecule: messenger RNA, 2013 nt
Organism: Aspergillus terreus NIH2624
Lineage: Eukaryota; Fungi; Ascomycota; Eurotiomycetes; Eurotiales; Aspergillaceae
Product: E3 ubiquitin-protein ligase BRE1
Exons: 6
Coding region: 1-2013 (670 amino acids)
Cellular component (GO): nucleus; HULC complex
Molecular function (GO): ubiquitin protein ligase activity
Source: RefSeq, a predicted model, not a curated record
AUGCCCUGGAAAGAUGAUCUGGAGCGAUUCCAAAAGGAUGCGAUAUGGCGCCAGAUGCAGGAAUACAAACGCGAGAAGAAUGCCCUGGAGACGAAAGUGAAUCAAAUGUCGAAGACUACCAUGCAGCUUAAUGACCAUUUGCGAAUUAUCGAUGCAUGGUAUAACCAGUUGAUCGAUGAAAUUAAAAUCCUUAUUGGCCCGUCGGGAGAAAGUCAAGAACGCCCCUCGUUUAAGAGCUCCCUACUCUUCGACGAUGCCGAGAAAUUUGAGAAACAUUUAAAGUCCCGGUCGGAUGAUAUCCGCGAGAUCAUAUCACGCUGUGCCUCCAAUGCGCCGAAGGUGCCCCCUGAAGUAUCGGAACUGCAAAGCCAAUUGUCCAAAAAAUUGGCUGAAGAAAAAGCUACGAUUACGGAACUUGAGAAGGCCCUCUCCGAAAAGCAACAACUAGAGGAGAGUCUCGAAGAAGCGUCUUUCCGGUACAUGGUGGCGGAGAAGAAACUUGAUCGCGCUCGGAGUGUCACAGUCGCCAAGCUGGAAAAACAGUAUAUUUUUGGGGCACAACGACCGGGGGGUGACAGCGCUUCCUCACAGCGCGAGGAAACCGCGACCCCCAAUGGUGCAACUCCCGUUGCCGAGCGCACCCCGGAAUCGGAGGAGGCACUUCACCGGGUUUCUGCGAUCUCCGAGAAGCAGAAGGAACAGUUGCAGAAAUUAGAGGCCGAGAAUGCCAGUCUACUUGGCCAGAUUACCGAGAUGAAUAUCAAGCGCUCGAAACUGACGGAUGAUGAUUACGCGCACACGGAUUUAUUUAAGCAAUUACGGUCCCAAUAUGAGGAUGUGGUGAAGCGGAUAAAUCAUUUAGAAGCGACUAAUGUGCAAUUGCGCGAAGAAGCCACGAAGCUACGAUCGGAACGGACUGCAUACCGUAAUCAAAUUGACGAAGAGACGCAGAAUGUCAUUGCGGAAAAGGAAGCGCAACUGAUGCGGGCGGAGACGGACUUGGCCCGGAUACGGAAUGCACGCGACGAACUCUUGGCCGAUCAGCAGAUGCGAAAAGCUGCGCAGGAGCAGGAGAAGACGGCAUCACUCAAAGUCCAGGAACUUACCGACGCCGCAAAGGCGCAAAUUGCGUCGUUGGAAUCGGAGGUCGAGCGGCUCCGCCUGCAGCUGGACAACGCCAGGGACAACCAACCCGAAGUCGAUGAAAUUCCAGUCGAAGAGUUACGGGUCAAAUAUCGUAACCUCGAGCGUCAAUAUUCCAUGCUCAAUACCGAACUUACGUCCAUGCAGACCGCCUGCAGGAAGUACUCGUCCCUGGCAUCGCAGAAAGUUUCGGACUACAGCGCUCUGGAAGAGAAGGUCGCGCGGUUAACUGCCGAGAAGUCAAAGGCCGAUCAGAAGUAUUUCGCGGCGAUGAAGAGUAAGGAGGCGCGGGAUAUGGAAGUGCGCACGCUGCGGAUGCAGAAUUCCAAGAGCUCGGAUAUCGUCUCUCAACUGAAGGAAUCCGAAGCCGCCACUCGUUCGUUACUGUCCAACAUGGAGAAGCAAGUCAGCGAGACUCGGGAAGCGCUCAACACCAUGACGCAGAAGCACAACGCCGCACAGCAACAGCUCACCGAGAGUAGCAUCAUGAUGGAUGGUCUCCGAGGACAAAUUACUGAGCUGAAGAACCUCUCGGUCUCCAAAGAUACCGCAUUGGCGAACGCGUCCAGUGCUUGCCGUCAAGCCGAGACGGAGGUGGAAGGUUUGAAGGCCACCCUCGCGGAUACGAAGAAGAGUUUGGAGAAUUGGAAGAAUAAGAGCCUUGGAAAUUCCUCCUCCGAGUAUGAAAUGCUACGGACCUUGGCGCUUUGUACGGUCUGUCGGCGAAACUUCAAGAACACGGCCAUCAAGACCUGCGGGCACGUUUUCUGCCGCGACUGUGUCGAGGAGCGCCUUACCUCUCGCUCUCGAAAGUGCCCGAAUUGCAAUCGAUCCUUUGGCAACAACGAUUACAUGCACAUUACCUUGUGA